AACGUGGGAAUACCCAGUAUUUAACGAAUGAAUUACAGACGAACGUAUAACGACGCGAAAAGGUGAAAUCAAAGAAGUGUAAUGUCGGCACCGAAAGCGAAUAUAACGAUGAAUUCUUAAUAAUAAUCUUGUCUAUACAGCAACUUUUUGUGCCUAGGAUUAUGCACCCUGCGGGGAAGCACUAGAAACUGCUUCACUCUGUCCCUCGUUUGACCAACCGAGACAGCAAACUAGAACAUGGAGCUGACACUUGGAAACUGCCGACACGUGGCAUCCUACAGCAUCCCCCCACUCGCCACGUGGCUAGACACCCGUCGCGUGCCAUGUCCCCACUAUAUUUUACCGCCUUUUGUGCACGCUUUAAAAUCCCCCUGCACCCAAAAUUCUCUUCCUCGGCAAACGUCUCCAAAACUAGAAGAAAACUUGCAUAAACCUGUGAACUCGGUGGUGGUUUUGUGGCGUACAUUCAUGGCUUCAAGGAGACCCUUUUGGCUCUUUGUGAUGGCCGUUGCGAUGGCAUUGGCGGUUCUCGCCCCCGGGUGUGGUGGCUCCGGGGUUGGGCACAUGCCCUCAAAGAAGGAAGAAGGCGAGGACUUUGAGGAAUUCAAGGUGAAGACGGGGCAAGCAGGCGAGAAGGCGGCAGAUGCUGGGAAAGAGGCGAAGGAGGCCUCGGAGUCGUGGGCCGAGUGGGCGAAGGAGAAGAUCUCAGAAGGACUAGGGUUCAAGCAGGACGAGGCCACAGAGAGCACUGCGAGAAGAACCUCCGAUAAGGCUGCUGAUACUGCUAAGACCGCCAAAGACAAGGUCCAGGACAUGGCCUCUGGAGCUGGUCGCUAUGCAGCAGAGAAGGCCAGCAACGUGAAGAACACAGCAUCCGAGAAAGCCGAGGAAGCCAAGAGAGCCACGGCUGAGAAGUCAAGCGAGCUGAAGGACGCGGCUGCCAAGAAGGCUGAGCAAGUCAAGGACGCAGCUGCCGAGAAGGCUGAUCAAGUUAAGGAUGCGGCCAAGGAAAAGGCUGAGAACAUUAAGAACACGGCAACUACCACAGCCCAAGAAGCAAAGGAAAAGGCUGAGUCUGCUGCCAAAACAGCGGCAGAGAAGGCAAAAGAGUCGAAGGAGAAGGCGGCAGGCAAGGCAGAAGAGUCGAAGCAGAAGGCGGCACAGAAAAGUGAGCAGGCAACGCAGAAGGCAGCUGAGACAACAGAGCAAGCGAAGCAGAAGGCAUCGCAGGCAAAGCAGAAGGCAGCCGAGACAACAGAGCAAGCGAAGCAGAAGGCGUCUGAAACAGCAGAACAAGCGAGGGAGAAGGCUGCAGAGACUGGGAAAAGGGCAUCGGAGGAGGGGAAGAGGAAGCAAGAGGAGGCCGAGGAGCACUUGAGCUGGGGCAAAGAGAAGGCCAAGGAAGGCUAUGAAGCAGUCAAGGCCAAAGCCGGCGAGACGCUCGAAGCUGCGAAGCACAAGUCCCAGGAAAUCAAGGACAAUUUGGCCGGCAAAGGCCGCGACGCGGAGGAGCUUUGAGAGAGAUGGAUCAGGCAGCUUCUGUGAUGAUAUUUUGGGUUCUUUUCUAUUAAGAGUUUUAAGGGCUCCUUGAGUUUUGUGCAGGUUGAUGUGUUUACCAAGGAUGUCUCUGUUUUCUUGUAUACUUUCUGAUGUUCAAUAAUACGAGAACC
Messenger RNA from Eucalyptus grandis, 1670 nucleotides. Its product is annotated as late embryogenesis abundant protein D-29. NCBI's taxonomy places the organism in Eukaryota, Viridiplantae, Streptophyta, Magnoliopsida, Myrtales, Myrtaceae. The record is from RefSeq and is a predicted model, not a curated record. The coding region runs from base 238 to 1518 and encodes 426 amino acids. The transcript is spliced from 2 exons.